GUAAGUGGGGCGGGCCGUGCCGCCACCCCAUUGGGCUAGCCCGCACCGCGAGCCCGCAUAGCGCCGCAAAUCAGCCCACUUCGAUGAAGCGGGUCCAUGCGGGCAAGCUAGGAGUUCCAGCGGCACCGUGAGCCCGCAAAGCUGCACGAGAGGAGCCCCGCAUAGCGCCAUGGGAGAAGUCGCCGCCGUCCAUGGCUGAGGCGCACCCUUGCCGCCGGCCUCCCCUGGGCCCUGGCUCUGCUGCCUCAUCAACCGCCCCAAUCGCCUGCGAGCCCUCCAUGGCCACCCUUGCUCAGCAGGAUCUUCCGCCAAGUCGGUCGGCUACGCGCCCUUCGCCGCCAACCACGGUGUUGUGCUCCACCUCCCCCACUGCCGCCGCUCCUCCUCCUCCUUCCUCUGCUGCCGUCUCACCGAAGAUCCCCGGGGGGAAUCGAGCGAAGGCAUCGGAUGCAAAACGGUUCAGCUCACCAAUAAUACCAAUGGUCGUGAAGUCACCAGGGAUAAGGCUAAUGUUGUCGCCAAGGCUUAGGUCUCCAUCCCCAAUGUCAAUAUCUUCUUCUCGCCAGAAAGCAAGUAAUCCUAGUCAUGGAUCUUCACGUAAAAAUAGAAGACGCAAACUUAGAUCUGACAUAUGGAUUGAUUUUGAGCCUAUAUAUGACAGUCAGACUCUUGUGCAAGCUAAGUGCAAGCAUUGCAACAAAUUAUUCAAAUCUACUCGAGAUGUUGGCACAAGUGCUUGUCGUAGGCACUUGAAAAGUUGUGAUGGAAAAACUAGAUUGGAUCGUAUGCUUGCUCAAAUGAACUCUAAUAAUGAUGCUUCUUUGAAAGAUUGGAAAUUUGAUCAAGAAGUAUCUCGACUGGAAUUGGUUAAGUUGAUUGUUGUGCAUGAAAUGCCUUUUAGCUUAGUUGAGUACCCAAAAUUCAGAAGCUUUGUUGCUAGCCUAAAUCCUUGGUUCACACUAGUUUCUAGAACUACCAUCAAGGCUGAUUGUGUUAGUACAUAUGGGGAAGGGAAGGUAGUCCUACGAGAGAUUUUAAAGAAAUCAACUUCUAGAGUUUCUCUCACGGCUGAUUUAUGGACCUCGAAUCAAACUCUAGGCUAUUUGUGUGUCACAUGUCACUAUAUUGAUGAUGACUGGAGAAUUCAUAAAAGGAUCAUAAAAUUUACUCUCGUAGAGACACCUCAUGAUGGUAGAACCAUGUUUAAUGCAAUGUUAAGGAGUCUCCAGGAUUGGAAUAUAGAAGAUAAAGUCUUUGCAUUAACAUUAGACAAUGCAACAGUAAAUGAUUCUUUUGUGAGGUCAUUGCAAGAAAAUCUUGUAGCCAAGCGAUUGCUAGUUUGCAAAGGAGAAUUAUUUCAUUAUCGAUGUGCUGCACAUGUCUUUAAUCUCAUAGCUCAAGAGGGUUUAAAGGCUAUUAGUGGUGCUACCUACAACAUCAGAGAAAGUGUAAAGUAUGUUAAGAGUUCCCAAGCUCGCAAGCAGAGAUUUGAGAAAAUGGUUGAGCAAGUGGGCAUAUAUGAGAAGCGCCCCCCUCUUGAUGUAGCCACCCGUUGGAAUUCAACAUAUAACAUGCUCCUAACAUCUUUGUUGUAUAAGAGGGCAUUUGAGGCUUUGAGUCGAGAGGACACUCAGUACAUAUAUGAGCCUUCAGAUGAGGAAUGGAACAUGGCUGACAAGCUUUGUGGUUUGUUGAAAGUAUUCUCCGAUGCCACUAAAGUAGUAUCGGGCUCAAAAUACCCCACUGUGAGCUGCUACUUCCAUCAUGUUUGGGAGGUGAAGAAAAUGCUAGAAAGAGAGUCGUCAAAUCCAGACUUGGUUAUUGCAACUGUGGUACAUGAGAUGCGGCAAAAACUAAAAAAAUAUUGGGAUAUGUCAUUCUUGAAAAUUUGCAUUCCUGUUGUUUUUGAUCCUCGGUUUAAGUUAAAGUUUCUUGAGUUUCGCUUGAGGCAGGGCUUUGAGGGUACAACAUCUAGUUGUCUUUCCAUAAUUGAGAAGACAACUAGAAAGCUCUUUGAUGAAUAUUCCUUACAAAUGGGUGAUUUAGUCAUUGAGAAUGCACAAACAAACAACAAUAAUGAGUUAAAUGUUGAUGAAAGUGGCCCAUGGGCAGAUUGGAGCCAACAUCAAAGUGCGCAGCAAAUAAAAAGAGUUAGUGAGCUAGACAAGUAUUUGGAAGAAGAAACUGUGCCCGUAGGAGUUGAUUUCGAUAUUCUGCAGUUUUGGAAGAUGUACUCAACUAAGUAUCCUAUACUUGCACGUAUGGCACGUGAUUUGUUGGCAGUCCCAGCAUCAACUGUGGCUUCAGAAUCUGCUUUUUCUACCGGAGAGAGGGUGAUCAAUGACUAUAGGAGCAGGCUAAGCAGCGAUACAAUAGAAGCUCUUAUUUGUCUUCAAGAUUGGAUUAGAGAAAAUGAUACUACUAGUGAUAAUAUAGCAGGAAAUUUGAUGGGAGAUGAUGAUGAAAGUUAAGGUAAUCUUUUUGUCUGAUGCUUCCUGUCAAAGGGAUGUACACAUCUUCAUAUUAGUUAUCUGUGGAUCUUAUUUCAGCAGUUGAGCAAUCUGGACAUCGUCCACUUGAUGUGCGGAUAAGGAUUUCCAAUUCCUUUCAGUUUCAUUUGUCCCUGUGGUAUCUGAGUUUGAAGCUGAUUAGCUGACAACGGUUCUCAUUUGGUCAUGCACAUUCAGACAUGUUUUGACUCUGUUUUGCUGCUGUUGUUGAUCAGCUCUUGUCUCUUACUACUGAUGCAAUGUGUACACAGUUGAGGAUAUUUUUGCUGCUGUUGUUGAUCAGCUCUUGUCUCUUACUACUGAUGCAAUGUGUACACAGUUGAGGAUAUUUUUGCUGCUGUUGUUGAUCAGCUCAUUUGGUCAUGCACAUUCAGACAUGUUUUGAUUCUGUUUUGACUUAUGAUUAAUAUGUUAUUUUGGUAAUUCAACUCGUUGUGACUGUUUCUUGAGUUGUAAUUUACAAC
Molecule: messenger RNA, 2974 nt
Organism: Phragmites australis (common reed)
Lineage: Eukaryota; Viridiplantae; Streptophyta; Magnoliopsida; Poales; Poaceae
Product: zinc finger BED domain-containing protein RICESLEEPER 2-like
Exons: 4
Coding region: 192-2471 (759 amino acids)
Molecular function (GO): protein dimerization activity; DNA binding
Source: RefSeq, a predicted model, not a curated record